Messenger RNA from Cavia porcellus (domestic guinea pig), 2505 nucleotides. RefSeq names its product chemokine C-C motif receptor-like 2. The coding region runs from base 1094 to 2122 and encodes 342 amino acids. The record is from RefSeq and is a predicted model, not a curated record. Gene Ontology annotation, cellular component: membrane; external side of plasma membrane. The transcript has 2 exons. Gene Ontology annotation, biological process: immune response; calcium-mediated signaling; cell chemotaxis. NCBI's taxonomy places the organism in Eukaryota, Metazoa, Chordata, Mammalia, Rodentia, Caviidae. Gene Ontology annotation, molecular function: C-C chemokine receptor activity; C-C chemokine binding.
UCAAGUUCUUCUUUCUUCUCAUCCUCUUCCAAACCGCACCCACCCUCCCGCAUCCUCCCAGUCCCACCCGGGCUCAGUUCUCAGGGUCCUUUCCAUUUCCUCUCCCCACCCUGGCCUCAGUGUGGGGUUACACUGCCCGCCUGACUUGCUGUCACCUCCUGUCCUCACUCAGGGUUUUCCUCCCUUUUGUAGGUCUCAGAUCAGCUCCCCCAGCAUCCCAGCUCCAGCUGCUUUGGCUGCUAGUGGCGCCCCUGUUUCUGACUGUCAGUACCCAGGGUGGUCUCCUACAGGCCAUCCCUGUCCCCACUAUCCCAGCCUCCUCCCCUGGGAACGCCCCUCCAGGCUUCAUUUCCCCACAUCUCUCUCUUGGGGCCCCUGCCUCCGGCCGCCCAGACAGCAUGAGUGAUAACAGAAACCCAGGCGCAAGCUGCUCACCACCACGGAUCUCCCUAGGUUCACUUGCGGGGUGGGUGACAGGCUGCGUUUGAGGGUCAGGACCCCCUGGGUAUGAACUUGCACUGACCAUGGGCAUUCUACUCCUAGCUGCCACCAGCUCUCCAGGGACCAUGGUCUCAAGCCCCCAUGUCACGCCCCUCCUAUCUGUCCCAGCAGGUGGUAACUCAGUCCCCCUUAUCAGGCACAGGGACAGCUGUCUGCAGGCCCUGGGGAAAUCAAAGGCGGGGUACAGGCAGGGGAGGAGAGAGAACUUCCCGCUUUCUCCCAGAGACUGAGAAGGCUACAGAGGCCCAGACCUUUCAAGUUGCUUUCUUCUAGCUGCCAAAGUGAUCUGUGGCUGGAGGGCAGAGGCACCGGGGGACAAAGCUGUGGCUUCCCUCCACUCUGGGGUCAGGGCCAGUCUGUGCAAAAGUCAACAGCCCCCCAAGCAUUCCCACAGCCCCCCUAUGGGCAGCAGAGAGGCGGAACCCUUCCUCGGCCGGAACUCCAGCAAGCGGUGAGUCCUCUGUGCAUCCCCAGCCCUGACCCUGCCUGUGCCCGGCAUGGUUUCACUUUUGCAAACAUUUGUUUGUGCCCUUCGAGAGGAAACCAUCUCAGCCUGCCGAGGGAAGCCUCCUUACGGGUCAGCCUGCGGCAGAUGGCUAAUUACACGGCUGCGCCCGAGGAUGAGUACGAUGUCCUCAUAGAUGGGGACCUGGGUGUCGAGGAGGGGGACCUAUGCGCCAGGUCUUCAGCCACCGUCCUGUCGGCCCAGCAGGUGGGCCAGGUCUGCGCUGCCCUGUUCACUGUGGGCCUCCUGGUCAACCUCUUAAUUCUGCUCAUCCUGGUCAAAUGCAAAGGACUCAAACAUGUGGAAAACAUCUACUUCCUCUGCGUGGCCCUUGCCAACCUGUGCUUCCUGCUCCCCCUGCCAUUCUGGGCUCCCGCUGCCCAGCACAGGGAAGGCCUGGGCCGUGCCGCUUGCACAGUUCUGGUGGGGCUGCACUCCUUGGGGCUGCACGGGGAAGCUCUGUUCAACGUGCUCCUGACCCUGCACGCGUCCCAGGUGAGAGAGCUGGCCUGGGCCUGCAGAACAGUGACCAGCGGCGUCGUUACAACACUGAUAAUGUGGCUGGUGGCCUUUCUGGUCACUUUGCCUGAGACAGUGUUUAAUCUGCUGCUGCCGCAAGGCCGGAGUUCCAGGUGCUCCUUCAGCAGCCCUCACUUCCUGCUGGUGGAGGAGCCUUCCUGGAAGUAUUUCCUGACCCUGAAGGUGAACCUCCUGGUGCUUGUGUUGCCACUGUCUGUUCUGCUAUGCGGCUGCCUUCGAGCAAGGAGCAGGGAGGAGCCACCAGGGAAGUUCCGGCUGGUCUGUGGCAUGGUCUCUGUCUUCCUUUUGAUGUGGGCACCCUACAACAUCGUGCUUCUCCUGUCUGCUUUAAAAGAGCGCCUAUCCCUGCAUGCCUGUGAGAGCAGUGGCAAACUGGACGCCAGUAUUCAGAUCACCAAGAUCAUCGCCACCACCCACUGCUGGGUCAACCUCCCUCUGUACUUGUGGCUUGACCAGACAUUUCGGGGACACCUCUGUGACCUGUGCCGGUGUGGCAGGAGCCCGUCCCAGCCUGAUGUCAGAGAAGCUACACAGGGCGCCGUGACGGGCAGCUGGGACCAGUCUACUCAACUCUAACACUGCAUCAAGGACAGGAUGAAUAAACACAGACCUGGGUCUCUUUGCAUGGUUGGUAGUAGCCUUUUAUUACCUUUGUGUGUAAAAUGGGAUACAGGAAGAGCAGAGCUGGAGGAGCACACAUGUGUGCCAGGCUCGCCACAAACCUGAGUGCCUUUGCUCUUGUGACUGGUCCAUGGUAUGGGUGGGUGCAGUCUCCCUCCUCUGAGCAGGAAACUGAGGCUCAGAGCCGCGUCUGAGGUUGCAAAACUAGAAAAGGAGCAGGAUUGAGAUGCAAAGCCAGGUAUCAUUUGCAGCAGAGCCCAGACUUUAUUUAGCCGACCACCCUCAGCUUCCCAAAGCUGUCCAACAGAAUGCACAAAAUAAACUGUGCUUUAAGCAAA